Molecule: messenger RNA, 1530 nt
Organism: Urocitellus parryii (Arctic ground squirrel)
Lineage: Eukaryota; Metazoa; Chordata; Mammalia; Rodentia; Sciuridae
Source: RefSeq, a predicted model, not a curated record
UUAUGCUCACCAGGACAUGAUUAUAGCUUCUCAAGCUUAUCUAAAAUAAAAGAUAAUAUAUGUAUCAACAUUUUUGAUGAAAUGAUAAUUGAAAAACAUGAGGAUAACUGUCUCAAGAGCUGUACUUGUCACUCAUAUUUAAGAAAAAACUGGCUUGGUUCCAUUGUCUUACCUUUCUCUGCUCUUCUGCAACAAUCUGAGUUUUCAGACCAAACAGAUGUUUUGCAGAGAGCACAGGUUUUUAAACAAAAUUGUAAACUAGUGUUUCCCAACAGAAGAAUCAUAACUACUGUUUUUAAUGAUGAAGGGAUACAGAUAUUAGUAACAAGAUAUAUCAAGGCAUUAAAUCCACCUCAACAACUCCUGGAUACAUUUCUUCAUGAUUCUAAUGCAACACUUGACCUCAUUGCUCGAUUUGUGUCUUUGAUUCCUUUUAUGCCUGACACACUGGAUGAAAAUGCUGAUUGUGAUAUAUGGAUAACAUCAGAGCGCUGCAUCAGUUUGGCCCUUGGAAAUAAGGAAGAGCAUGCCAUCCUUCUCUGUAAUUUCUUUCUGUAUUUUGGAAAGAAGGCACUGGUCCUCCUGGGAACCUCAUUAUUAGAAGGACAUGUGGCUUAUGUAUUAACUCAAGAAAUUGAUGAAUAUUUGCUUUGGAAUCCAUCAACUGGGCAAUGCCACAAGAAGUUUGAUCCAUUUUGUCCCUUACAAAGUGUAGACUGCUUAUUCAAUGAUAGAAAUGUCUGGUUUAAUAUUCAACAAAAUAACACACCAAUGGCUGUGCAUUUUGACUAUUCAAAGGAAAGUUUCUGGAAACAGUUGUUUCCAAAAAGUUUCCAGGGGAUGCAAACACAGAGCAUUCAGCCUGAAGAAAUCAUUUAUUCUGAUACUAAUAAAAGCAUGGUAGAAGAUCUAAAGAACAGGAUUGAAAGGACUCUAAAGUGUAAGAUCAUGGAAUGGAGACCUAAACACACAACACGUUGGAAUCGACAAUGUAUUUCUAUUUUGCAACAACUCCUCCCUAAGCUGGAACUUGGCACAAGAAGCUUUGUUUCAUCUGAAGAAGAGAGUGAAUUUGAAAGACUGAUGCAAUUUUAUUGGAUCACAGGAUUUCCCAUCCAGAUGCGAUACACUGAUGUACAGUCUGUUAUUGAUGCUGUGUAUCAGACUGGAAUUCACGCUUCUGAAUUUCCCCAGACAGAAUAUGCUUUAGCUGUGUACAUUCAUCCAUACCCAAACAACAUACUGUCUGUGUGGGUCUACUUGGCUUCCUUAGCCCGACAUCAGUGAAAAGAAGAAGGGAAAAGGAAAAGACAGAAGCCUCUAAAGCUUUUCUGGUACCAUGGAAUUUGGCUGCUUAUGCUCAAGUCCAAUUGCAUGCUGAGCCUUAUUUACCUACACAAUUGGGCACAAUGGAGACUAAUCCCCACCCCAAGUCUUUAAGGAUGAAUCUAGAUGACCUCUUCACCAGAGACCUCCUUCAAGAGGACGCUUGGGGCAUUGAGGCUGUUGGGUGUCACUGUCUACAGUAGG